Molecule: messenger RNA, 3030 nt
Organism: Phytophthora infestans T30-4
Lineage: Eukaryota; Oomycota; Peronosporomycetes; Peronosporales; Peronosporaceae
Product: eukaryotic translation initiation factor 3 subunit C, putative
Exons: 1
Coding region: 1-2913 (970 amino acids)
Biological process (GO): translational initiation
Cellular component (GO): eukaryotic translation initiation factor 3 complex
Molecular function (GO): translation initiation factor activity; RNA binding; translation initiation factor binding
Source: RefSeq, a predicted model, not a curated record
AUGGCGAGCAGAUUCUGGGCAGGCAGUUCGUCUUCUGAGGAGGAAAGCGACGUGUCGGAUGUGUCGGACGUCGAGACGUCGCAGCAGCAGGCUGCUCGCGCGGCCUCGCGCUGGGCGGUGCAGUCGGACUCGGACUCUGAUGAGGAGGUGCGCGUGGUCAAGAGCGCCAAGGACAAGGCGCUGGAGAACAUGGAGCGCAACUGCUCCAGUAUUAAGAACCACAUGAAGAUCAACGACUGGACGCAGAUCCAGACGGAGUUCGACGAGCUGGCCAAGCAGCUCGAGCGUGCCAAGAAGACCGUCUCGACGCUGCCGGUCUUCUACUUGCGUACGAUGGUGGCGCUUGAGGACUUUUUGGCCGAGAAGGUCAAGAACAAGGCUGAGCAGAAGAAGAUGAGUAAGGAGAACAGCAAGGCGCUCAUCCGUAUGAAGGGCAAGCUCAAGAAGCAGCUCGAGCCUAUGCGCAAGCAGAUCGACGACUUCCGUGCCAACCCCAUGGACUCGAGCGAAGAGGAGGACUCAGACAGCUCUUCUGAGUCUUCAUCGGAUGAAUCUGAGUCCGACUCCUCCUCUGCUUCAUCUGAGGGCAGCAGCGACGCAUCUGCGUCUGAGUCGGAAGAGGAAAGCAGCGACGACGACAAGUCCGACGAUGACUCAGACGACUCAGAUGGCUCAUGGCCGAGCGGUUCAGCGUCGUCUUCGUCGUCUUCCGAGGACGAUGACAACAUGCCAAAGGGCCGUGCGCGCUGGCUCAAGCAGACGCCUGUGGUCACUAAGGCGAAGAAGGUCAAGGGCCCCAAGGUCGUCAAGCAGCGUGAGGCUCGUCGUGGAUCUGAGGAUGAUGUCAAGAAGGUGGUCGUAGAGGAAGAGCUCAAGCUCACCCCCAGUCAGUUCGACCGUCGUGUUAAGGAGGUGAUCGCUAUGCGUGGUAAGAAGGGUAUGGACCUGUCGGGACAGCUCACUCUGCUGCGUAAACUGGCCAACUACGCACGUCGUCUUGGCCCUGCGCGUCAGAUUGUGGCUACGAUGUAUCUGGUGGGUACUUCGGUGUUCGACACGUCGUCGAAGAUCGACCGCGUCAUGUCGGUGCGUCACUGGAAGCUGGUGCAGUCCAAUGUGUGCACGAUUUUGUCGUUGUUGGAGAAGAACCCGGACUUCUCAUUGGCUCCGUUGACGUCCGAAGACCAGGCUGACAUCGUCCGUGCUGGACGUGAGAAGGUGACGGCUGCGCAGAUCGCUGCGGCUGCUGCUGAGGACGCCGAAGAAGACUUGAACUUUGUGGAUACACUGCCCCAGGCUGGCAAGAAGGGCACGAUCAAGGUCUCUGGCGACUUGGCGGCAUUCGUGGAGCGCUUGUCGGAGGAAUACACAAAGGCUCUGCAGCAGACAGACCCGCACACGAGUGAUUACGUUUCUCGUCUGUAUGAUGAGAACCUGCUGAUCGAAGUGGCCGAGCGGGUGCAGACAUUUUACGCGCGUAAGAAGGACUUCCAGCGCGCUGCGACGAUGGCUCUUGUGCGUGCCGAGUUGAUCUACUACAAGCACGACUCUGUCGCUGCUGCUUUGUAUGAGGCUCAGGCUAAGCGUGCUAAGUACGGUGACCCGGUGUUCCUCCACCCUGCGUGCUCCAGUGGCAACUCGAUCAAGACCAAGGAGUUCGACGUGUCUAUCGUUCACCCUGCAUCCAUCAUGGGCCAACCUACAGUCGAUGUGACGCCCGUGGACGCCGAGAAGCUGCUACGUGACGUGUGUCGCUUUGUCUUCCAGCACGGAGACAUCCGCGCCAAGACGCGUGCGAUGCUGUGUCGUAUCUACCACCACGCACUGCACGACCGCUUCCACGAGGCUCGGGACUUGCUGCUGAUGUCGCACAUUCAGGACAACAUCACGGACGCCGAUAUCCCUACGCAGAUCCUGUUCAACCGCAUGAUGGCGCAACUGGGUCUGUGUGCGUUCCGUUGCGGUCUCAUCUGGGAAGCGCACGCGUGUCUGUCGGAGAUUUGCACGGGUUCACGCACUAAGGAGCUGCUGGCUCAAGGUCUGCAGUCAUUCCGUUACGGCGAGCGUGAUCUGGAGCAGGAACGUCUGGAACGUCGUCGUCAAGUGCCGUACCACAUGCACAUUAACUUGGACUUGCUGGAGACGUGCCACUUGGUGAGUGCGAUGCUGUUGGAGGUGCCAAACAUGGUGAACGCGCGUCUGUCAGACCGUAAGCGUAUGGUGUCCAAGGCCUUCCGUAAGCUGCUUGAGUUCCACGAACGUCUGGUGUUCGAGGGUCCUCCGGAGAACCCGCGUGACCACGUGGUAGCUGCUGCUAAGUUGCUGGCUCAGGGCUCGUGGCGUAAGAGUGCUGAGCUCUUGGUUGGUCUGCCUGUAUGGGAUCUCUUCCCCGGUGCUAGCGUGACGCAGCGUGUGAAGGCGAUGGUGCAGCACAAGAUCCAAGUCGAGGCACUGCGUACGUAUCUGUUGGCGUUCAGUGCUGAGUACGACUCGGUGAGUCUUGCGCGUCUUAUGGAAAUGUUCGAGCUGGACGACAAGACUGUGCACAGCGUUGUGUCCAAGAUGAUGAUCAACGAGGAGCUUCAGGGUGCGUGGGACCAGUCGUCGCAGGCUAUUGUUCUGUACAAGACGGAGCGCUCGACGCUGCAGACUAUGGCUGUGCAGUACUCGGACAAGCUCUCGCAGAUCGUGGAGAACAACGAGCGUAUGAUGGACCUGCGUUCUGGUACGAACAAGGAAGAGUGGGGCAACCGUCGCGGCGGCACCGACGGUCGUCGUGGUGGAGGUGGCCGUAUUGGCUUCAGCACGGGCGGCAGUCGACGUGGAGACAACCAAGGUGGACGAGGUGGAUUCCGUCCUCGUCGUGGAGGAGGCGCCGGUGGAGGUCGCGGCCCCAGACAGCAGCGCCAGUAGAAAAAGAUGGUCGCAUGUUGAGAACUACGCAAUGGAAUCCUGUAUUUGAUACAAGAUUGGCUUUGAACAAUCAAUCUUUGUGUAGUUGUGCAGAAUAUACUACUACGUAUAUGAAAA